CAUUUUGAAGCACUUCACGGAUUUGCGAAAAUUUACAUCAGGGAAUUUACUAACCAAAGAAAACAAAAACAGCAUGACCUAAGUUACGUAAGCAACCGAAACACCGAACGAAACCAGAUUGUCAUAAUCAGUGGCGUCUUCAUGAGCAGUUUUGCUUCUGUCGUGACAAAGCAGGCGCUGCUUCGUUUAUCAAACUUCAAACUGCUAGGUAUUUGGAUGUCCAAACAUGUUUCGCCUGUCAUUGCUCGACAAGAGCAGGUAUGUCGGUGUAAGUAGAACUCUAUUUAUUUAUAUUCUGCUUCAUUUGAAAUCACAAACAACCGAGCAAAAAGGGCGUCAAAGUCAGGGCGACCGAAAUGGAUAAACUCAUUAGCAUUUUUAAGCCGAACAUAAAUUACCAUUCCGGUGACUGUUGCCUACCUGUUUGGCAGAUUUGUUCGACAGUUUGUUUUGAAAGUAUUUAAUGAAUACUGCACCAAUAUGUGAUCGUAAUGAUUUGACGUCAGCAGGAAAUGUGAAGCAACCGAGUGCAGCGAAAACACAGGGAAAACAAAAAACCAAUCGCUUAGGUAAGUUUUCCUGCCAGAGGCUUUGGUACUGAAACCAAACCAGGUAAGUCAGCAAUUCGUCUAACGUCCUUGCAUUCAACAGUGGCUGUGACGACGAAUCUAUGCGGUGCGCACACACAUAGAAUACUUUUUGUCCAUUAAAGUAUACUGCAGGAUCAUAAUAACCGUCAUUGUAACGCUUUCUGUUUUCAGUUUUCAGUUUUCAGUCCCCAAAAACAGAUUGCAUGCGUGUUACCAACACAUGCGGAUUAUCGUAUGCUCCCAAUACACGCUCAAUCCAAUAUUUGAUUAUUUCUUCCUUUGGCGUUCUCUUGGUUCGAGACGAGUAAUUGGUUGGGUACCACGUAUAAAUUCGAAAGAAGGGAAAAAAACGUCACUGAGCACACGACGGCAUGAGAGCGGUACUGUUGUCGCUUCCGCCGUCUGUGUCUACAGCCUCGCGGCGCGUUCGCAUCCAUCUGUGGCUUUUUGAUUCGCAGAGGCAUCAUCAGCAACAACAACAGCAGCAGCAGCAGCAGAAGCAGCGUAAUCGCGCGGUGUUCGCUUAUUAUUAUUCCUAACCUCGAACUCGAACUGAGAAUCACGUACACCAAUCCUCCAGAAAGAAAAGGCAAGCUGCUACAGGCUGUGGCGAUGGUCAGACACAUACACAUCGAUGCCUGAAGCCACCAUCAUCAGCAGGUCGACACAGCACAGGCUGCGACUGGCUGCCUGCCGGUCUCCUGCUCGUCGUACACCACCUCGCUAUGGCUCUAUGGAGGACCGGUGAGCUCAUGUUCACUUCAAGUUGAGGCAUAUAAAAUAGCAAUCUCGCAAUUCCCUUGUUCGAAUUGCUUGCCUGCGAGUGAAUUUUCCGACUAUGCAUAAACACGCAACACUGUUCUAUUAGAGGAUCCAUUUGCAUGGCUUAAAUCGUACGAAACCACAGCUGUGUGUAGCACCGUGAGACCAUCUUGGAUUAUGGCAGUUAUUUUUUUUUUCUUCCGCGAAGCAGUUCCGGUCAGGUUACAAAAUGACAAUCUGCUCGGAAUCCGAUUACCGGAAACUGAUUCACGUCAACCCAAGUGAACUACUUCAGCAGUAGAUAGCGAAAGUACAUACAUACAUUGGGGGGGUAGCAUUGACGGGUUUGCUUCAAUAGAAGAAAAAUGCCGUUCGCACAGGUGUGCGAGAGCUGUACGGAACGAGAAACUAGUCGUUUAAAUUUCCACUCCAAUGCAAAGUGGCGUAGAAAUUCUCACACCGCUCAACUGCGAAACGGUAUCGCAUUACUUAUGGGCACACAGCGCCAAUAUCGAACCGACCGGCGAGAGUGACUGAGUGACCUAAGCAUGUACGGGUACUGUUAAGCCAAUGGCCAAGUGUGUAGCAAAAGCCAGGCAAAACCGCACGCGAGCACUAAACGAAACGGCCGAGUGAAACGAAGAACGGAAAACAGAGCAACAGACUUUACAUAACCAAACAAAAGAAAACUUGUCUGCAUCUCAGCUGAUUGAUGAUGGUGCGACCGUAUGAAAACGAUUUCCCGUUGCCCAUCUGCUACAGCGUGAGUGAGCACCGAAACCACGUACCAAGUAUAAACACAAUAGAAUGAAGGAACAGCCGAAGAGAGUGAGUGUCACACUCAUAGGACACAAGACAAAGCACCAUUAAUCGCAAGGUAAAAUAUCCGAUGUAGCACCGCGAAUAAUCGAUGAGUGAGUGACGGCACUGGGAGAGUGAGUGGUCUCGUUUUGUCCACUCGUUUGCCGUAUGUUUCUGCUGCGAUCGUCAAAGCGUGGAGGCCAAUCGGUCGGUGCACGAGUCAAUGCGACUCACUCCGACUCUAGCGCUGCGGCUGGCGUUGUCGUCUUCCUCAGUCUCUGAACAGCCCAUGAACGAACAGCACGCAAAAGUGGUGUUCCUCCGUCGAUCGAGGUCGCGUGUCAAUUUGAUAUACAAGUUAACACAGUAGUAGCAUAACAAAUUACAACCGAUGCUUUAAAGAUCCGAAACACUUGUUUUGGGAAGUGUCAAAGCAGGAAAGUGGAUUUUUAGUUUAUUUUGUUUUUUUUCCGGACAACGGUGGGUGUCUGUUAGUACUUAAAGAAUUUACAGUGCAGCAAGGAUCACGCUCAGGUGUAACAGGAGCCGGUUGUUCUGCUCGGUAAAUCUAGGACUCUGCGGUGUCGAAAGUGAAAACUAUCUUCCGGAAACUAUUCACCGUAAUUGGGCCUAAAGACAUCUCGAUUACAAAAUAUUUAUCAGCUCUUCAAAUGUGGAGUGAACAUUAGAGUGAGUGAUAAACCGACAGGCAAGUGUGCGCCGCGAGAGUGUGAACAACGGACGGUGGGAAGGAGAGAAUACGUCGUGGAACGAGUCGUAGCAGCAGAAGCAGCAAAUCUUGUCUUAAAACGGUUAAUAAGAAACAGCUAACGGCAAGGUCGUAUCUCGUAGUGUAACACACCAUGGUGCGACGGGAGACGAACUGCUGAGGUGGAACACGGAACAUUCAGCAACGGGGAGUAAAAACACUCAAAAGUGAAUGAAAGACGAAAAAUUGCCAUUAAAAAGAGAAGAGCGAAAAAAAACUAUCCUGCUCCCCACCCGUGUCCCAAGAGUCUAGUGACUAGUGGAGUGAACUGAAAGCUAUUAUAGCCAUUCGAAUUAAAAUUGAAAAAAAAAAAGUGAGUGGAUGAAUUUAGAGCGUGAACUAAAAAAACCAGUGAAUACAUAGAUUGGCUGGUGGCUGCGGUUUUGAUGUAGGAAGUACCGACAGGAGCACAAAAGGUCGGAUAUUUAUCGCUUCUGUUGCGGUCAGCCCGGUCGCUGAUAGAUAGCCAAAACUAAUAACUGAUAUUUCGCCCCGAAUAGUGCUGGUCAGCAGCAGGGUCAUAGAAUAUCAACACGAUCUGUUGUGGGGUGCGAGCGUGGAUUCCACGGAAGCUUUGGAUUAUUCUGUGGUUUCCAUACCAUAAUCACGCUGUCGGUUGGUUAGCGCAGAGUGGCAGCCGUGGCGAAAAGUAGAGAGCGAAAAACUGUGUUGUGAAAUCUAUCGCUAGAGACUGUGAUUUAACAAAAGAGAAACUAUUUACGGGUUGCAAGUGUGUACCCGCGAUAGCGUGACAGUAGCAGCAGCAUCGAAAGUGAAUUGAAGACAUGAAAUAGGGAAGCAAGUACGCACUUGGUGUGAUUUGACGAAAUAUAUUGCUGUGGUUCGAUUGGGACCACACGAGAAGUGACGCAGUGACGAGCCGCGUGUUUGCAAAGUGCAUCACUAUCUAGAACUAUCAAGAACUAUCGUGUGCAGAACAACCAUGACUCUACCGUGCAACAAUAACUCCAAUGUCGCCGAGGAUGAUUCGGACAUUUUCGGACCACCGCACACAUCUCCACCGAUGCGACGGAAUCGGCCCAAAGUUCCAAUGAUUUCCGCCCAGCUACGGAUGCGCGAGGUGCGCAAGCGAAUUCUUCAACUCUGUGUCCACAAGCUAGAACGCAUCAAGGAUUCGGAGCGAAAUCUACGUCGUUCCGUGUGCAUCAACAAUACCUAUUCCCGGCUGACGGACGAUAUCCGACGAGAGAAGCAGAACAAAUAUCUGAUGCUGAAUCAAUUAACGAAAUCUGAUAUCAACGGAAAAACAGACUGCGACAGCGUAAACAACAACAACAGAAACAAUGAAAAUCUGAAUCAAAGCAACCAUUUGCGCAGACCAUCGGAGCUCGCCGGAAACAAUAACAACAACAACAACAACAGCAGUAUUAUCAAUAAUAACAACAAGUCAACACGUAGCGAUGAAACCAAACCGGUGAGAAAGUCUUCCUCGGUGGACACUGACUUGGAAACUCUGGAUCGGGAACUUUGCGCACUGGACGCUGCGAUGCCACUGGUGGAUCCGGAAAUAACGCAAGGCGCCGAACAGCUGGAACAGGCGAUGGUUUCACGGAAACGCAAAUUCUCCCAAAUGGACGACGAGGACAAUGACCGGUUGGUGCGCGAAGCGCUCUCUCAAUUCUAUCUGCCCAGCAAUCGGCUCCUCAGCGGCAUUGACGACUGUCCCUCACAGCUAUUAAGCUCAACCUCUUCGGUAGUAGUUCCCCUGUCAUCAUCCGUCGAUGUCAAACGCACCAAAGUAGAUCUCCUCGACAGCAGUCCAGUGCAUCACCAUCACCACCAUCACCACCACCAUCAUCAUCAUCAUCCCUUUCACUCGCUACCGGAUCUGAACGCGGCGCUCGAGCUUUCGAACCAAAACCACCACCAACAUCAGAAAGAUUUCGAGGUAAUAAUGGACGCACUGAGGAUCGGUGCCGCGGCUGCUGUCGCCGGAAACACCAUCGCCGGUCCGGGUGCAACCGGUUGCAACAUCGUCGGUAACAUUGACUCGUGCGGCCAGGCGGCAAUGAUGAUGAUGGGCGGCGAAACUAGCAGCGUAUUCCACAACCUGGUGGUGACGUCGCUGGAAACCUGAAAGUAGGCCAAUGCGCAUAUCCCCGUCCGUCACCAGCGGUGGCUAUCAACCACUACCCCGGUACCGGUACCGUGGUGGACCCGAGCGACUACUAACGAGGGCGGUGGUGGCCGCGGUGGGGAACAGCAAUACCAACCACAAUACUUUAGUGAUUAUUACUACAGUAGCCUUCAAAUGCAUUGAUCUUCACUUAUUUUGUGUAACGGAAGCGCAACAACGUAUAGCAUCAUUAUUUAAAUCCAAUCUGUUAGCAUUAUCUAUCAUUAUAUUUAAAACAUUUUACUAGGGAAAAAAGAAACACGGGCUGUCAAAAUUUCGCUCCCAACGCUGCGCAUAAUAAUGGAAUUCGCGACGUUGCUUUGAUUGCAAUAAACAGCCUAGGAGAGCGACGUCUCCGCUGGUGUGCAUCAGUCAGUCCAUACAAACACAAUCGCUGUGGCAAAUAACACUUGCUGUGAAGCGUGUGUGAAGCAAGUGGGCAGAAAAACAACCCAUUCAACGAGGCGAAGGAAAAAUGUAAGUGAAAGUGCAAGAAAAACUUAGUAGCUUGCCAUUAGCUCUCGCUGGAUGGUUUGGCGUUUUCUAGUCCCCACGGUAGCGCGCAACGGGCGAAGAGAAGCAAGCAAUACCAGAGCGAAAACAAAAAAAAACAACCACCGUUCAUAGCAACAACGGUUGGGUAAUCCAAGUUGGCUUCUGAGCCUCCUAGCAGCAGCCAACAACAAAAAAAAAUCAUAAAAGAAAAACCCGAAUACCACAAAGAAACAGAGUAAUGUCAUCGUUUUCCUUCUAGAUUAAGUUACAUCAGUGUCAUUGCCAAAAUUAACGUUUAUUAAAAUCAAACUCGCAAACAUUUGUCAAAUCCUCGGAGCAUGUAAAAUAGCUCACAAUGGAAGCCAUCGCACGCGCGGUUUACUGGCGGCAGUGAGUGCAGGCUUGUUUUCCUCUCUCUCUCUGUCUGUCUGUCUGUCUCUGCUGACCUACAAACUAUGAAGUUGAAGAUGAAGGUUUCCUUUUUAGUAGUAGCCAAUGCGAAAACGGCCAAACACACAUACACCUGUGCGUAUUGGCAGCGAACAAAUGGAAGAGGAAAAUUUAUAGUAAACAGUAUCUGUGAUAUUAGACGUAAGGUGCGUAAAGUUAGCCAUCAUUAGUGAAUGACAUGAUGAACAGUAGUAAUUUCGCGGUUCAGAGCAGCAACUCCGACCGGCUUAAGCGAGCAAAUCGAAUUUUUUUUUAGUUUGUUCAAUUGUAAUAGUAACGGAAAAUGCGAAGAAAAAAAAACAACAACCAAACUAUUCCAAUGUGUAGGUGAAUAAAAAUAAAGAAAAAAAAAUCCUAGAAACCGAAAGCGCAAUUUCAUCGUUUCCAUUUUUAUACUUUUUUUCUUGUUGGAAAAUUGCUUUGGAUAAACCAUUUCUAAAUUCGAAGAAUUUAAUAAACCAUUACGUGUAAAGUAAAGCCAAGUGAUUGAAGACCAAGUAGAAAGCGUACACUGUUUAGGUUUCAGACUAGAUUACUACUCUAUACUGAAGGAGAAAACCAAUUCAUAGAUUACGAUCAACGUGUGUACAUUAAACCAACCGGAAUUAUUAGUAGAAGAAAGACCAAAGCAAAACAAAUAAAGAAAGAAAAAAAAACAGAAGAUCCUCGAAUGUCAUCAUCAUUUUCAAACUCCCACAAUUGAAAACCAAUUUUUACUGUGAGUUGAUCGGGCCGGAUGUCGUGACUGCUCGUGUUUGGUUGCCAAACAUUCUCCAAGAACUAUAAAUCUAAAAUUGUUUUGUUCUGUUAUUGCAACAUUCCACGCGGUGUUGACAAAUCAUCCACCAGCCAAAUCAGAAAGAAUUGCGUAGCAAUUUCGGGUCCCGUUUGAAACGUCACGUUCUUAACUUAUUUGUUUUUUGUUUACAACAUAUAAAAACUGUUUGCAACCGAAGCGAUUCGCACCGACGGAGAUCCGAGGUUAGGUACUUAUUAAAUCAGACAUUUCGAAGAGGAUCCUUUGUUCAGGACCAAAAGUACGCUAUAGGAAAUAAUCUAUCCACUCUCUUAAGACAGACAAUGCCCUUUGCAUUGGGCCCCCAAACCGAAUGAGAACUAAGUUGCGCGUAUGCGUGUGCGUGAGAGAGAAAUACCCAAAGUGCUUGAAUUUGUUGAAUUAAAAAGAAACCUAUUGUAAUUACAUUUUGUAAGAUAUAACGGAAAAAGAAGCUAAUUUUAGGAUCGAAGUUAACUUUCGAACUGCGUCACUAUAUGAUAUUUCUUUUUAUUUUUAUUUAACGAAAAUUUUUGUCUACUACCUUGCCAAAAAAACCAACGACCUUUCAGUGGCCACCUAAACUAACUCAAAAGCUAUAGGAACUGCUGCGUUCUGUUUCACUCCAUGGGCAAUUAAAUAUGUUAGCAAAAUGAAUGUGUGCAAUUACGGCAAAAUGCUCUAAAAAUUUCAUUCCAAGCUUCAAUUAGUGAAAAUGCGUCAACUAGCGAGAUUCCCCUCGCGAACUAUUUGAAACUUUUUUUUUUACCCUGUUUAUCGUAAAUCGAAACCUAUAGUUACCUAGUAAUUAAUACGGUUUUUUUUAGUUGAAGCAAACCAGAGAACAAGUGGCUUAAUUCCUCUUCCACCGGCCUUCAAACUUUACUAGUAGUCUUAUUGUAUGUUUUGUUCGAUUGCAAAAUUUAGAAUAAUUGUUAGUUCAUUUUUUUUUCGUAGAUAAUUUCCAAUUAUUUGGCGAAAUGCAACAUUUUGUAGACCUGUUUCCUUUUGUUCAUGAUUUUAUUUAGACCACUUCCGCGUUUUAUUCAGUUUAUUUAUACAUUAUAUUAUUGGUUAGUAGUUGUAUUUAAUGAAUAUAACAGCAGAGAAUGAACUUAUAUGUUCGUGCUACAAUCUAAAUGAAUAUAUGCAACAAAACUAUAAAAUAAAUAAUAACAUAUACAAAUAAGGACACUUAUUGUUGUAGUAGAA
Messenger RNA from Malaya genurostris, 7991 nucleotides. Its product is annotated as signal transducer and activator of transcription B. The coding region runs from base 3866 to 5020 and encodes 384 amino acids. NCBI's taxonomy places the organism in Eukaryota, Metazoa, Arthropoda, Insecta, Diptera, Culicidae. The transcript has 3 exons. The record is from RefSeq and is a predicted model, not a curated record.